Molecule: messenger RNA, 303 nt
Organism: Naegleria fowleri
Lineage: Eukaryota; Heterolobosea; Eutetramitea; Acrasida; Naegleriidae
Exons: 1
Coding region: 1-303 (100 amino acids)
Source: RefSeq, a predicted model, not a curated record
AUGACAAUCUCCUAUGCUUUAAUUUCAGAGUGUCAGCAUGCUCCUCAAACAUCAUUAUCAUUGACUACUCUUGGCUCUUCUCCACUCACCAUUCAUGUCAUUUCAGAAACUUCCAGACAACGCACUCUAAGAUCCAUCGUUGAACAGAAAAUUAUUCCCAAAUGGAUCAAUUCUUCAGAAGAAAUGAUGGAUACAUGUACCACUCUCCAACAUUCGAGACUUGUCCCCACUCAUGACAUGUUCACCUUUUACAUUGAACGUGAAGAGAAUAAUCUCAAUUCCAAGUUUCAAAAGGAAAUUUAA